Messenger RNA from Coniophora puteana RWD-64-598 SS2, 2227 nucleotides. Its product is annotated as kinase-like protein. The coding region runs from base 46 to 1923 and encodes 625 amino acids. Gene Ontology annotation, biological process: spliceosomal complex assembly; protein phosphorylation; regulation of mRNA processing. The transcript has 4 exons. Lineage: Eukaryota; Fungi; Basidiomycota; Agaricomycetes; Boletales; Coniophoraceae. The record is from RefSeq and is a predicted model, not a curated record. Gene Ontology annotation, molecular function: ATP binding; protein kinase activity.
UGCGUCUUGUCCCCGCCAAAGCUCCCUCGCUCCUCAUCGUAGUAUAUGGCAUUGAAAGAGCCAUGCGCUAAGUACCAGUACGUCAAUACCCCAGGGGGUCCAAAGAUUCUCCCUGUCAUCGAACAAGAGUCGAGAGACGAGGAAGCUCCUUCAGACUACAACGCUGGUGGAUAUCUCCCAGUCAAGAUCAACGAUACCUUUAAGGAUGGAAGAUACCUUGUCACUCGGAAGCUAGGUUGGGGUCAUUUCUCCACAGUAUGGCUAGUCAAGGACAAACAGGAAAAUCGACAUUCCGCCCUCAAGGUCGUCAAGUCAGCGAGUCGCUAUGCCGAGACCGCUCGUGACGAGAUAAAGCUCCUAUCUCAAGUGGCCGCAGCCAAUCCGGCUCAUAUCGGGAAGCAGUAUAUCGUCUCUUUCCUUGAUUCCUUCACGCACAGUGGUCCGCAGGAUUCACACAUUUGCAUCGUCUUCGAACCGUUGGGCGAGAACCUCCUGGCCCUUAUCGAAAGAAACAAAAAGAAGGGCGUACCUCCUCCCGUGGUCAAGGUAAUCGCUAAGCAGGUCCUUCUUGGACUGCAGUACCUGCAUGAUGAAUGCGAUCUUGUCCAUACUGAUAUCAAGCCAGAGAACAUAUUGAUUUCCAUACCUGAUAUCGAGACUCAUAUUCAUGCUGAACUAUCAGCCUCCUCCUCGCCCACCUCUCGCCGUGUAGGCAUUCCCCAGCCGACCAAGUCUCGCUCCGGUGUGUCCUUUCCCCAGCGACGCACAUCAAUCCGCGAACGACAUGUCCAGAUUUUCGACUCGCAGCCGUUAUCUAGCCCCUCGUCGAGAUGCGGCAGUGUUAGUGGAAGUGCCGGGAGUGUGACGUUAUCACGGUACCUCUUGAACACCUCGUCCGCCUCUGCAUCCCUGAGCGAUGUGCUGAAACCGCGUCCUGACUGCAACCACGAAUCCGGAAGCAUCAUAGGGUUGAAACAGCCGACAACGACUAUAAGUCCGUCACAUUCUGCUACAUCUUCUGCUUCUUCGUCACCCCCUUCCAUUCCAAACGGAGUCAACAGUGCCGUUGACACUCCCGCUACAUCCGUUGGCAGUGAUAAUCCAUUACUAUCCAAGUUGGCUUCCUUCUCACUCUCGUUUACUUCACGGGCUAGAAAGUCACCUGUCACACAGGAUAGUUCUAUACCCGAUGACAAGCGAACGACUGCAGACUCCUCGAGUCUGAUACCUCCACAUCAUCCCCACGAAACGACCCCUGGUACAGCUGGCCCUUCGUUGUUGUCUCAAACUGCCCCCUCCCACUUGGACCAUUCCAAACACGAUUCAGCUACCCCCCUAGCCUCAUCGUCCCAUACACCAACCCCUGGUGUAAACUCCUUUAUCCCCAUAUCAAUCAAGAUAGCCGAUCUUGGAAACGCUACCCCUUCUAAACGCCACUACACCGAGGAUAUUCAGACUCGGCAGUAUCGGGCGCCAGAAGCGAUCAUAGGUCGGAGAGACUGGGGCACACGCGCGGAUGUGUGGAGCGUGGCAUGCGUAAUCUUCGAGCUCUUGACCGCAGAGUAUCUGUUCGAUCCUCACGGGCAAGGAGAGCUCUUCGCUAAAGAUGACGAUCAUAUGGCUCAGAUCAUCGAGCUCAUGGGCGACUUCCCUCUGGAUGCCAAGAUGGGGGGCAAGUACAGCAGGGAGCUGUUUGACCAUAGUGGGGGCCUACGGUACAUCAAGUCGCUCAAGGUUUGGCCGCUCUUUAAUGUCAUGACAGAGAAGUACUUGUUCUCUGGGACCGAUUCAACCGCAUUCUGCGCUUUCUUGGAGCCCAUGCUUGUUCCUGAUCAACGCGAUCGGAAAGAGGCGCGUGACGUAGUGAACCACAUCUGGUUAGACGUGAAAGACUCCGAUUGGGUCGGUAUCAACGAUUGGUGACGGACGGACGGACGUUAUUACUUCAUGUACCGGCCAUUGGCUUGCUUCUACUGGCUUGCUUUCUUAGCUUGAACAGACUUUGGGCGUGGGGCUGGUAUACGUGAGGUUGUUACCUUCACGUUUCCCUUUUCCUCUUUUAUUCGUAUCUCGCAUUGGCAUACAUAUCAGUUGUUACUAAUGGUCUGGCUGUUCCUGAUGCAGAAAUCCUGUUACUAUUACAGAACUGGUACCCUCCGCUUCUUCGUUUAGACUCGUUUUUAUCGAUACUUGUAAUGUAAUGGAUACGAGUAUGGUUCAAUCAACA